This is a messenger RNA of Hippopotamus amphibius kiboko, 1497 nucleotides long. RefSeq names its product thiol methyltransferase 1A (gene TMT1A). The record is from RefSeq and is a predicted model, not a curated record. Gene Ontology annotation, molecular function: S-adenosylmethionine-dependent methyltransferase activity. Lineage: Eukaryota; Metazoa; Chordata; Mammalia; Artiodactyla; Hippopotamidae. The coding region runs from base 379 to 1113 and encodes 244 amino acids. The transcript has 2 exons.
UAGCAGAGAUCACUGGAGAACCAGACAGGCUGUAAGUACACUGUGCCUUUAAAACUUCAGCAGGAAACUAGCAGUAGUCUCCAAGUAGGAAUAGAUUUGUAAUAAGGGGUUUGUAAUCAGCUUUCCUUCUAAGGAAAAGCUGGGAAUUUUCUCAUUUUAUUUAUGAAAAGUAAGCUAUGAGGCAACUUUUGGCAAACAUCUAUUAAUUGGGUGAAAUGCACCUCUUGUUUGAGAUCUGACUUCAGCUCCAACUUUCUAGCACAGCCAGUUCUUUCCCCUGCAGCUGACUGGCUCUGGAGUGUGGCCAGAAACCUACUUCCUUGAAAUGAAGGAGAGUCAGGCCUCUAACCGCGGAUCUGUUUUCUUCUCUUCUGAGUGAUGGCGUUUACCAUUUUUAUCCUCCGGCUGGCCGUCUGCAUCCUGGCACUUCCCGUGUACCUGCUGGACUUUCUGGGUUUGUGGAACUGGAUAUGCAAAAAAGGAUUCCCCUACUUCUUGGCAAGAUUCACUGUGAUAUACAAUGAAAAGAUGGCGAGCAAGAAGCGGGAGCUCUUCAGCAACCUGCAGGAGUUCGAGGGCCCCUCCGGGAAGCUCUCCCUGCUGGAGCUGGGCUGUGGCACGGGAGCCAACUUCACGUUCUACCCGCCUGAAUGCCGAGUGACCUGUAUCGAUCCCAACCCCAACUUUGAGAAGUUCUUGAUCAAGAGCAUUGCCGAGAACCGACACCUGCAAUUCGAGCGCUUCGUGGUGGCUGCUGGGGAGGACAUGCGCCAGGUGGCCGAUGGCUCCAUGGAUGUGGUGGUCUGCACACUGGUCCUGUGCUCCGUGAGGAACCAGGAGCAGAUCCUCCAGGAAGUGUGGAGAGUGCUGAGGCCGGGAGGAGCUUUUUAUUUCAUGGAGCAUGUAGCAGCUAAGCCUUCAACCUGGAAUAACUUCUGGCAGCAGGUCCUGGAUCCUGUCUGGUUCCUUCUGUUUGAUGGGUGCACCCUGACCAGAGAGACCUGGAAGGCCCUGGAGCAGGCCCGUUUCUCCAAGCUGAAGCUGCAGCACUUACAGGCCCCCCUGUCCUGGGAGCUGGUGCGCCCUCACAUCUACGGAUAUGCUGUGAAAUAGUGCAAGCAGGGAGUUGAGAACCUGAAGGGCUCAAAUAUUUUAAGGUUUUUGGUUUUACACUUAAAACACUAAUUGGGAGAAGGAAAGCCCCUUUUUCAGAUAAAUUUGAAUUUCAUCCCUAAAAGUUUAUGUUAUAAUCUAUUUAGCCAUUUGCCGAGACCAGCUCGGCGACUCAAGGUGAGUGACAGGAGCCGCAAGCUUAAAGAAAACACAGACACAGAUUUAAGAGAAAGAUGGGACCGGGGGACUCAAGACCUCUAGGAUCAAGAGCCUCGCUGUUGGGGGGGACUCGAGGUGGGGGGGCGUCAAGGAAGGGAGGGAAUACGGGGACAUGUGUAUAAAAACAGUUGAUUGAACCUGGUGUACCCCCCCAAAAAAAAAUUA